Didymodactylos carnosus is the source of this 309-nucleotide messenger RNA. NCBI's taxonomy places the organism in Eukaryota, Metazoa, Rotifera, Eurotatoria, Philodinida, Philodinidae. The record is from the annotation of a GenBank genome assembly.
CAUAAUCAACAAAACAAUGUUUUCUAAAAAGGGAAGAUUUUGUUGGAUGAUUUUCGGAGAAAAAUAUGAAUAAAAUUUUAUAGAAAAAAAUUUAAAGUUAAUUAGUUUAAUUAGUUAAAAUAACUUUUAUAGAUAUUUCUUUUGAAAAUGGGAAAAAACGAAAACGAUUUAGGUAAACGACCACGUAAACCAUCACGUAAACCACCACGUAAACCAUCACGUAAACCACCACGUAAGCCACCAUCGUCACGUAAACGUAAAGCGCCAACAAAAAUGGCAUUCAGUUCAGAUGAUGAAGCAGAGAAUUAA